Messenger RNA from Harpegnathos saltator (Jerdon's jumping ant), 802 nucleotides. Its product is annotated as flexible cuticle protein 12. The transcript is spliced from 2 exons. Gene Ontology annotation, molecular function: structural constituent of chitin-based larval cuticle. Lineage: Eukaryota; Metazoa; Arthropoda; Insecta; Hymenoptera; Formicidae. Gene Ontology annotation, cellular component: chitin-based extracellular matrix. Bases 115 to 510 code for a protein of 131 amino acids. The record is from RefSeq and is a predicted model, not a curated record.
CCCCGAAUCUUCGGAUGGAGGAUAUAUAAAGCGGAAGGCGUGCACGAGAUCUUAAGUCAGUGCAGUGAGAAGCUUCCGAGCAGCAGCUAGCACAAAUAAUAUCUAUUUUUCAACAUGAACUAUUUGGCAAUCGCUUUGUUCGCUCUCGUGGCGGUGACGGCGGCGUUGACGGCUCCGCCCGUUGACCAUACCCCGCCGGUCCCCAUCGUCAAGUUGUCCCACACUGGACCGAGUCCCGACGGCUCCUACAGCUACAGCUACGAGACCGGUAACGGCAUCCAGGCCGAGGAGGAGGGCCACCUCAAUCACGCAGGCACCGACGAGGAGGCCAUCGAAGCCCGGGGCAGCUUCAGCUACACCGGCGACGACGGUCAAGUGUACCAGGUGACGUACGUGGCCAACGAGAACGGGUUCCAACCGGAGGGCGCUCACCUGCCCCAGGUACCGCCCCUGAUCCAGAAGGCCCUCAAGUACAUCGCCGAGCACCCCGAGGAGAAUGAUUCGCACUAAGGGACAGGACGACGUUUGUUCGACGGAUAGACGGAUGAAGAAUCGAAGACGAGGAGAGUCUCGGGGGAGGAAGUGAGAUCGGGAACGGUCGAGCGCGAACCCGAUCGCGUGUGAUCGACGAAGAUCUCGAUGUCCGCGUAGAUGACGAGUCUUGGGGCUCGUGUCCGUCCUCCCCUGGCAGCUGGACAAAGUUCUGCGAUACGUUGCUGCGCUCGAAUCUGUAAUAUUUUUUUUCCUUUCUGUGUGUAUCUCUCUCUCUCUCUCUCUCUCUCUCUCUCUCUCUCUCUCUCUC